Messenger RNA from Neltuma alba, 805 nucleotides. RefSeq names its product thaumatin-like protein 1b. The record is from RefSeq and is a predicted model, not a curated record. The transcript is spliced from 2 exons. NCBI's taxonomy places the organism in Eukaryota, Viridiplantae, Streptophyta, Magnoliopsida, Fabales, Fabaceae. Bases 1 to 741 code for a protein of 246 amino acids.
AUGCGUCUCAUCAUGAAUACUCAAAUUUUUCUGUGCCUUUCUCUAGCCUUCCUCUUCUACGGAGGAAAGUCAGCAAAAAUUACUUUCAAAAACAACUGUUCCUUCACAAUAUGGCCAGGAACCUUGACCGGAGCUCCAUACCCUCAACUAUCCACAACCGGAUUCGAGUUGGCGAUCGGAGCAUCUAAUUCAGUAGAUGUCCCUUCUCCGUGGUCUGGCCGGUUUUUCGCGAGAACCGGCUGCGCCUCCGAUGCCACAGGAAAGUUUGUUUGUGGCACGGCGGAUUGUGCCUCUGGUCAAGUUGGGUGCAAUGGCGCCGGAGCAAUCCCACCAGCAACAUUAAUAGAACUCUUUGUGUCACCAAAUGGUGGGCAAGAUUUCUAUGAUGUUAGCAAUGUAGAUGGCUUCAACUUGCCCAUGUCCAUAGCCCCGCAAGGCGGCACCGGCGACUGCAAACCCUCAAGCUGCCCGGCGAACAUUAACGCGGCGUGCCCUAAUGAGCUAAAAGUAGCUGGCUCUGAUGGAAGUGUUAUAGCAUGUAAGAGUGCUUGCACAGCUUUUAAUCAGCCUCAAUAUUGUUGCAGUGGAGAGUUUAACACUCCAGAAAAAUGCCCACCAACACAAUACUCUAAAAUGUUCAAGACUCAAUGUCCCGAUGCUUAUAGUUACGCUUAUGAUGAUAAGACUAGCACCUUUACUUGCUUUAGCAGUCCAAACUAUGCAAUCACUUUUUGUCCUUAGAUUCUUCCUGGAAUCUGAGGGAAAUAAAAGCUAUAUAAUAUCCCAUGUGUAAUGAAACUUGUUC